UUUAGAUAAAUUCUGCAGGGCAGUGGCCCAUUUGGUGACACUGGUAUAUUAGACUAGCAGUUAUUUCAAUCAUCAUUUUUUUGCUUCAUUAUUAGGCUGUUUGAGAUAAACUUUUAAAGAUUAAAACCAUGAACUUGCCACUUUUGUAAUUGCUCUCCCAGCAUGUUGGGUUUUAUGAUCUUGGUCUGUUUCAGCCAGAAUAUCCCAGAAUGUCCAACCACCAAGCUCCUGUAACUCCAGAAUGUCGCAUAGAGUAAAAUUAAUCUCUAAUGCACUGCUGUUUAUUUCUUUCCGGCAAUGUGGACAAUCUCUUUUCACGCUUUUAGCCCAGCAUUCUUUUAUGCACGUGUGACAAUAGUUAUGGCCACAAACUAGUGUAACGGGUUUUGUGAAAAUAUUAAAACAUAUUUCGCAUUUAAGAUUAUUCGCGACAAACUUCACAAUAUCCUCAUAUAAUGGCGACAUCACGUCAAAAAUUCUUCUCGGGAUCGAAAGUGAAACUCCAGGCAGGCCGUUUUGUCCCGUCUUGUAUAUAGUCGGAACCAGUUACAAACGCCAUGUUUCCACACGAGAACGCAACCUCGGGCCACUGAAGGCAACAACCCAACGAGCGUAAGGCAUACCCAUAUGUAAAGCGAACACUAGUGUGUGGCGAUUAAAUAUGUGGAUCGUGAAAGGACAUUACAGUCUGUUCAGUCGUCCUCCUCCAAGCUCCUUGCCUGACUAUGCACUCCGAUUCUUGCACUUCACCUGUUGUAGAAGUAGCAAAAUAAUGUUUUCAGAGUUUGAUAGCUCGAAUGCAUCCAUUUCCCCUGAAUUGAGACAAGAAAAUGCCAAAGCCCUGGACUCAUGUUACACUGAAGAGCAACGUGCAGUCAUCCUCCAGCGUCUCAAUACAGCCACAGAGUCAGAACUGGAACAGGUUAAAUUGCUGCGAGGACGGAAAUCGGUGAACAUUGUCAAGUACAGGACCAGACAUGGACCAUUCAGCAGUCUGGAGAGUGUCAUUAACGUGCCCUUACUGAAAUACAAGAGCGCCAUCAUGGUGUUCGACUCCAUUCUUAAUCCAGAUAACAAAAGGAAGAGGAACAAGGGGAAAGUCCAUCUGGCUAAAUUUAUAAAACCAGAUGUUAAUCGAGCUCACUUGGAGGAUGCAAGCUCUAUCAUAUCCAUUGUUUGUGGCACAAACAAAAUUGCUUGGGCCCACAUGGACCGGGCAAGAACUGUCCUCGACUGGCAGCAAGCAGAGUGCCAGAGUUUUAUGAAAGGCACGUAUCUGGCAUCUGAUUAUUUGGAAGAUAUUUCUUCAGUUAUUUCAAGCUUUCCUGCUGCUGACUUCUUUUUAGUGGAAAAGCCAAGUAUCUCUCCUCAGAAUACAUCUUUAUUUCCAGUCAUGGUCCAUCUCCGCACAGUAGAGGCCAUGCUAUUUGCUUUACUCUCUCAAGCCAGGGAACCAGGAAGCCCCCCUAAAGUCCUUAACAUGAUGCGCAUAUCCGUUGGUCGCCAUUUUGACCUAAUGGUGGGAGACUGUCGGACAAGUGGAGCUGAGACACUGAGAAAGAUGAUGACGGAUUCGGUGAUGAAGCGAGACCCACGUGUUCUUUUCCCUCAUGACCUGGUUUUAAAGCACAGGAACUCCUUUCAGAUGAGUAGUAGGAAUAAAGGGGAAGAGAUGUGUGAUGCUCUACUGCAAGCUGUUGCAUUUUUUGAGCUCCUGCAGGAGUGAAUCACCACCAGAUGACUGUUUGACUUAUUUUGGACUUGAUCAGCUGAGUGCUAGGAAGUUCCUUCAGCCAUUGAGUAAAACAUUACGCAAUACUUUUCUAAUUCAUUACCCAAGACUUUAUUGAUUUACCCGGGUGUUAAACUGGAACAUAGUCAGGCUUUAAACGUUAAAUGGCAACAACAUGGUAUUUUACAUGUCAUUACAGCCCUAUUCAAAGGUGGCACUUAGUUUUAUACAACAAGCCUAACUGUCUUUUUCUAUUAAGAGACCUUGCUCUGGGUUGGAAGCUAAAUGUUUAUCUUAAGGGUGCUAAUUUAAACCCCACAAAGAUUAAGCUGUCAUCGUUGGAAAUUUGAGAAAGGCCCUUAACCCUUUGUUGCUGCUUAAAGGGAAUGUGUACUGCCCCUUGGAUUAAAGUAUCUGUUCAAAGUCAUUUUAUUUAAUUCAUGAGAAUAUAAAUAGAGCUGCAGUGUUUAAACAUUGAAUACUCAAUACUCAACACCAACAAACAAACAUCCAAGAGUUUACAUACAAACACAAACAUAUAUGGACAAGGUCGACACCUGACUAAUGAGGAUUGUAAUGACCUCACGUUCUAAAUACAAGGAGGAGUUGAUUUUACCUUUUGCAGCUAUUACACGUUCUACUCUUCAUUUUUAGGCUUUCCUCAAGAUAUCUGAAAUGGGGUUAGAUGGAUGCAACUGGCCUGCCCCAUAACAAAAGCGAGUAACCCUGUUGUAACUUGUAUGUUUUUAUAAUUAUGCACACAUUCAACUAAAUCGCUUUAAAAGCAAUGGGGUUACUCACUUUAAAGCAAACUCAACUGUUUUCCAGUGUAUAGGAUGUGCUCUUUGCGGAAAACAAAAACAGUUAAUAGUUUCAUCAUUUGGCUUUUUGUAAACACAAAGAUGCCAUAAACAGUCUUUUACAAGUCUUUAAAUAAAAUAUUUCUGAAACAUAAAAAACUGAAAGUUCACAUCCCUUUAACUAUACAGAAAACCACGCAAAAGUUGAAGAAAAUUUACUGCACCAGCUCAGUCACACAUCAAGGGAAAUCCACUGCCAUAAGUUCUAAAGUGCUUCUGGGUAGGUGAAGGCUUGAGAGGUAGUGUGAACGUCUGACAGGACAAAGAGAGAGAGAAGAAAAAGAAAACAUUGCUUGAACAAAUACACAAUUGUAAAAAAGAAAUAAAAUCACUUAUUUAUAACAAAGCACCAGCCCUCAACAUGGUCUCCUUUGAAAACAUUAGUUAAUGCAUUGGAUAACAUGCGCUAACAGUGAACAAUAUUAUUUAAAAACAAAUCUUGCAUAGUGAAAAAACAUUGAUUCAUACAAAAUAUUAUGUAUUUGCAAUAUUUUCCUAUGAAAAGAAGUGCACAAAAUACAACUGUACACUUACUUGGCUGUAUAAUAACCAUGCAUGAUGAUAAAAAAAAAUACCUAA
Molecule: messenger RNA, 3171 nt
Organism: Danio rerio (zebrafish)
Lineage: Eukaryota; Metazoa; Chordata; Actinopteri; Cypriniformes; Danionidae
Source: RefSeq, a predicted model, not a curated record